Molecule: messenger RNA, 2634 nt
Organism: Magnolia sinica
Lineage: Eukaryota; Viridiplantae; Streptophyta; Magnoliopsida; Magnoliales; Magnoliaceae
Product: pentatricopeptide repeat-containing protein At1g80150, mitochondrial
Exons: 4
Coding region: 549-1835 (428 amino acids)
Cellular component (GO): chloroplast
Molecular function (GO): protein binding
Source: RefSeq, a predicted model, not a curated record
AACCACAACAUGAACGGUUUAGAUCGUGCAUGAACGGUUUAGAUCGUAACCAUUCAUCAUGUGGGCCCCAAUCGCGGGCACACACGCUUGAUCGUGAGUCGUGACAGCGGUAGAGCGAACUUCUGUUCUUUGGGUUUUGCAACACGCCGUCGGUGCUCCUCGACUUCACAGCAACGAAGAAGAAGAAGAAGAAGGAGAGAGAGAGAGAGAGAGAGAGGCAAUCUCAUGGCAUUGAACCCAAAUCACCAUGUCUUUUCAAUCCCCUCAAACAGCAUAAAAAGUGUACUAUUCUAGUACUAAAAAGUGGGCAAGAAGGGUGUAUGCAUCUAUAUGACAGGGUGUAAAUAUCAGUUUCCUUCGGCUCUGGUGGAACACUCAAUGGAAGCUCCAUGAAAUUUUCUGUUUUUGCCAUGCACUUGUCAAAUGUGUUAUGUAAUCAGGACCAUUGAUCUAUUGGGUCAUUUUGUGGACAGCCAUAGCCCCAAAUGGAUUCUCUUGUAAUGGAAAGGAAAAUGCUCUAAGAAAGACAUUGGGGAGAAAAUCAUAACAUGCUCUCCCUGCGUUCCAUUCGCAGACUCUGCUCCGCUGUCCUUGACACCACUGCUGCUGCUUCUUUAACUGACCUUUCAAAACUUGAGCGAAACACUGAGCCUGCACACCUUGAUCUCAAGGCUCAAAAACACCCAGAAAAGCUCCCUUGCCAUACUAACAAUUCAAGACCAAUACCAUCUGUUGAAUUGCCUGCUCUCGAUAAGCUCAAGGCUGAGAGAGACCCUGAAAAACUCUUCCACCUCUUCAGGGCCAACUCCCACAACCGCCUCGUUGUUGAGAACCGGUUUGCAUUCGAAGAUACCGUGUCCCGCCUCGCAGGGGCCCGCCGCUUCGACUAUAUUGAGCAGCUCCUCGAGCAGCAGAAGACGCUCCCGCAGGGCCGUCGUGAGGGGUUUAUCGUCCGCAUCAUCAUGCUGUACGGGAAGGCUGGAAUGGCCGACCAUGCUAUUAAAACUUUCCAUGACAUGCACCUCUUCGGGUGCCGUCGGACUGUCAAAUCAUUUAAUGCUGCUCUCAAGGUUUUGUCUCUAACCCACAAAUAUGAUGAGAUUCGUUCAUUUUUCAAUGAGAUUCCUGGGAAAUUUGGCAUUUUGCCAGAUGAAUUCUCUUUUAACCUCAUGAUCAAGGCGUUCUGCGAAAUGGGUAGUUUGGAUUCUGCUUAUUUGAUAAUGGUAGAGAUGGAAAAGGCAGGGAUCAGGCCUGAUGUAAUUACAUACACCACGCUUCUAUCUGCAUUUUAUAGGAGUAAUCGGCGUGAGAUUGCAGAUGGUUUGUGGAAUCUAAUGAUGAUUAGAAAGUGUUAUCCAAAUCUUGCAACUUUCAAUGUUAGGAUUCAAUACUUGAUUAACAAGGGGCGGCCUUGGCAAGCCCGGAAUUUGAUGCGUAAGAUGUCUGUUCUUGGUAUCAACCCAGAUGAGCUGACGUUUAAUUUGAUUAUCAAGGGGUUUUUCAAGUUGGGUAAUCUUGACAUGGCGAAACGAGUUUACGAUUCAUUGCAGAGUAAGGGUUGCAAGCCUAAUGUUAAGAUCUAUCAAACGAUGAUUCAUUAUCUUUGUGAGGGAGGGGAGUAUGAUACGGCAUUCAGGCUAUGUAUAGACAGCAUGAGUAGGAACUGGUUUCCGAGUACAGACAGCAUCUGUAGACUACUUGAAGGUCUAAUGAAGAAUUCCAAAGAUAGGAAUGGUAGGGAGAUUAUGAAGUUGGUUCGAGGACGAAUACCUCCCUAUUCGGCAGAUGAUCUAAAAACAUUGCAAGCCAUUUUUUCUCGGGAAGGAAGAGAGUGAUGAUCUGAGAGUGGGUUAUUCAUUACUAUGUGGUGCAUAGUUUUGGCUUCAAGCCCAAUUGUAAGAUAUACUAGAUCCCACCCUGAUUCACCAUCUUUAUGAGGGUGAUGAGUUUGAUUUGGCUUUUGGGUGGGUAAAGACAGCAGAGGUAGAAACUGGUUUUUGAGAGCGCUUAUGAACUGCGUGAAGGCCUUAUGAAGUAACCAAAGGACAAGAAAACUAAGAAGAUUGUGAAGUUGAUCCAAUGAGGAGAAUCUAUAAAAUCGGUAGAUGAGCAAAAGAUUCUUUUAUCAAGAUUCUGCCCCAAGAUCCAAAAAAGCUAUUAAAAAAAGAGAGCGAUGGAUAGUGGGUUAUUCACCCAUAUAGCCCUAAAACUCAAAACAGGCUUCAGGAUUUUACUCAUAUCUAUUUAUUGAUUUGGACAGACACGGACAGCAUAUUUAUUGGCCUAGAAUUGGGAGCAACAUGGCCUAAAAUAUCAAGGCUGCUUUAGGUUGGAGAAAAGCUUGUUUGUUGACAUGCAUUUGAUCUCAUUCAUUGUAAUUCUUUGGAUCCUUCUCAAUAAAGAAAUCUCUGAGAUAAUAUCCCAAGUUCCUGAUGACCAUCAGUCACUUGAGUUUAUUGUAAGUUGCCGCAUGAAUCUCAGUCACUUGAGUUUAUUGUUCCCCAAUUGGUGGAAUGCAGACGCCCUUAUACUUGGAAGCAGCUCGAUGCGUUCAUCCCUAUUUCCAGUGGCACCACCAAGAACUACCUAGUAAUCCUUUCAGCACCCAGCAACUUCAACGAUCCUAGCCUCCCC